Molecule: messenger RNA, 954 nt
Organism: Anarrhichthys ocellatus (wolf-eel)
Lineage: Eukaryota; Metazoa; Chordata; Actinopteri; Perciformes; Anarhichadidae
Gene: fgl1
Product: fibrinogen-like 1
Exons: 7
Coding region: 1-954 (317 amino acids)
Biological process (GO): platelet aggregation; blood coagulation, common pathway; positive regulation of heterotypic cell-cell adhesion
Cellular component (GO): fibrinogen complex
Molecular function (GO): protein-macromolecule adaptor activity; extracellular matrix structural constituent
Source: RefSeq, a predicted model, not a curated record
AUGGGAGGCUCGCGGCUGAUGCUCACAGGACUGAUGGUCAUCGCAGCUUGCUCUCUAUGUGCGUCAGGCAGUUGCAGUGAGGAGGUGGCUCGUCUGCGGGAACAGGAGAUGCUUCUGAAGGGCCAGCUUCAGAAACAAGAGGUCCUCCUACACAGACUGAAACUGCUGAGCCAACCGGGCAUCGAGGACAAAGCCAGAACCAACCAGAGCCAGGACAACGAGUCCACAGACUGCUCCCAGCUCUUCAGUUCUGGCUCCAAAUCCAGUGGUUUCUACACAAUCAAACCCUACGGCAGCCCUCACUCAGUCAGAGUCUACUGUGAUAUGAGUGAUGGAGGUGGUUGGAUCGUCAUUCAGAGACGGAUCAAUGGGACGGAGAGGUUUAACAGGUCGUGGGCAGAGUAUAAAGAUGGUUUUGGAGACACGGCUGCUGAGUUUUGGCUCGGAAAUGACAACCUGCACUACAUCACCACACAAGGGAACUAUUCUCUGAGGAUUAACCUGGGAGACUUUGGUGGUUACCAGGGCUAUGCCGAGUACAAGAACUUCAAAGUGGCCAACGAAAAGGAUCACUACCGACUUACCUUUGGAACCUAUCUAGGUACAGUUGGAGAUGCUCUGUCUGGAAGAUAUGAGGUUGGUGUGUCAGAGUGGGCCAGUCACCAGGGCGUCCGAUUCAGCACCUACGACCAGGACAACGACAACUACAAAGGAAACUGCGCACAGGAAGACAAAGGAGGCUGGUGGUUCAACAAGUGUCACUCAGCCCAUCUUAAUGGCAUGUACUACCCCAAUGGGUACUACAAUGCGAUGACGGAUGAUGGUGUAGUUUGGUACCCUUGGAGAGGAUGGUGGUACUCCCUGAAGACAAGCGUCAUGAAGCUGCGACCGACUGACUUCAAGCUUGAUCCCAUUGACGACCCCAACGCUGUUCCUCGCAGACCAGCUUCCUAG